Messenger RNA from Cladocopium goreaui, 2568 nucleotides. The record is from the annotation of a GenBank genome assembly. NCBI's taxonomy places the organism in Eukaryota, Dinophyceae, Suessiales, Symbiodiniaceae.
AUGGCGACUGGCCCUGCUGUCCUCACAGAGAUGCAGUCGUUGCAGAACAGUGGUCAGCCAGCGGCACAACGUCGCCGCCUUGAGAAUGGCUCGGUCGAUGUGGCCGCCUCUAGUUCUACUGAUCCUUUGGUCCAGGAUUUGCUUCGGUUGACUUUGUACCGCAGCCAAGACGUGCAGGCUUUGCUGCACAGCAAUUCCUUGCGUUUCCUGCUCACAACUGAUGAGACCAAGACCUCCGCGGCCAACGCUAUGGCGUCCUACAAGCACAAGCAAGAGGAACAACACGGAGGUGACAUUGCUGCAGCACGUGCCGCUGCCCGUGCUAAAGGCGAGGCCUUGGCUCCACACCCGUGGGGCCACAAGAAGUACUUCAACCUGGUGAUGCUGACCAAAACAUUCCUUGAAAAUGGAGAUCAGUGGACCUUGGAGCAGAAAGCCGCGGCAGAUCGAUUGGUGAAUUUGUCUCCUGACCAAGUCGACCUUGAAGUGGCAGCCUGUUCCUCCAAGUUUAGUAGCCCGAUGGACAAUCGCACUUGGAAAUUCUCUCUUUUCUUGACAGCAGCCGCUUCGGAUGAGACCCGCAACGACAUCCGCACUUUGUUGCAGGCCAAGUCCACCAAGAUGAAGUUUGAACCAUCUCGUGACGGAGGUGGCUGGACACACGAGUCAAUGGAUGCCCGGGCUCCUGGGAGCUGUUUGCAUCCGUUGGCCGUCGGUAAGCUUCUGACCACGUUUUUGACAGCACUACGACCUCUUCGGACUGGGAUGAGCAGCAUUCUGAGCGUAUCCGUCAGGAACUACGACUACUCGCUGCACACCAUCAUCCACUUCACGCAUGUUCUUUCAGGAUGGCCUGACUGGAAGCGCUUGGGGCGACUGGGCCAACUACACUACCUCUCCUCCGCUGCUAACCUGAAUGCCAGCGCCCCGACCGAUUUAGUGCAACCCAGAAUUACUGUUCCUGCUCCCAAAGUUCAACAAGUUGUAGCAGAUCGAAUCCAAUCGGCUGAGUCCAGUGUCUUGUCCAAAGUCAAUGAUAUCACAGAUGCGCUUCGUGAACAAAUGCAACAGGAGCUCGCUGCUUUGAAACAACAGCAGCAAAGCACUGAUGCAAAAAUGAACCAAACAAUUCAGCAGAUGGCCGUUACCAACCAAAAGAUGGAUGAGACGGUUAAUCAUGUCAAAACUAUGGAGACUACGGUCACAUCCAAGUAUGAUGAACUCCGCAAGCAGAACAAAGACAUGGAAGAUAAGCCGGAAAGAACUCGCAGCAUGCGAGUACCCAACUGUAUUGACAAAAGUACCACGGUGAAGCUCUUGAACACACAAGCCUUGUCACCAUAUGACAAGGGCAUUUUAAAAGCUAUUUUUGCAGACGGCAUUACCACUCAAAAGCAUUUGUUUGUCAUGAAGAAAGUCAGCUACUCAUGGUUUGUAACCAUGAUCAAACGCAAUAAGUUUGUUCAUUCCAUGAAUGGCAAUAUGGUGCCCCAAUUCCACAACUCUGUGCGCAAAGGGUAUGGAAAAGGGAAACAGACAAAGGGAAAAACCAAUGCUGAACAAGAAGAGCUCUCCUUCCAAGAGGAAAUCCGCAAUUCCUUACCAGAUGCUGCGAUUCAGCGUAUGCAGCCGCAGCUGUAUCCCGAUGACUGGGAUGUACCGGUUCGCUUUCCACAUGACAUGCACGCACAACCUGGGGUAUAUGUCCGAAUUCAGGUUCGCACUAGUGAAGCCGAGAUCAAAGAAGUCACAGUCAAGCGUUUUCUGAUUCAAGUCGGUUUUGGAGCCGAAGUAUCUCAAACGAUUGUUGGAGAUCAGGACCUUCGUGCAACUUUCAUGAUUCAUGAAAGUUUCGUGACACAGCUUAUGAAAACCAGUGGCCGUGAAGGUGUCUUUUUCAAAAUCCACAGCAGUUCCGAAGCCGGUUAUCAGUUCGAGCUUCUUUGGUUACCGGAUGAUGUCAGUCAUGAACAAGCUUUGCAACAUGCUGAAUCAGACAAAGUGCUAGGCCUUGUCGCAAAAAAUGCCAAACAGAAACCAAAAUACGCCCUGCGCUUCAGUUCCAUGCAAGACCUGCAAACAUUUGCUGAGCAAUAUGCCCUUCCCAACUCAGCGUCACAAAGUCGCUGGCGCUUGGAUGGUUUGUCGCCCAUUCUUGGGUCUGCAGGUGUGAUCACCCUAUUAGAAGACCGUCAGUGGGUCAUUGACUCGGUAUUAUAUUUUGGUGAACGCCACUGUGUCUUCACAGCCAGCACUGUGGGAAAUCUCACACCUAUGUUUUACGAAGUCGAUGGUGAAAGUCAGCAGAUGCGAUUCAAAGCUUUGAGCUUAUCAGCCAGAAAUUCUCAAAUUGAAGCAAACAAAAAAGCAAAGAGCCAAGCCUCUAGCAGUGCUGCUGCUACGGCAACUAAUUUUGGGCAACAGAAAGCAUCUUGGUUGAGAUCAUUACGACCCAAGCGUGAAGAAGCUGCUAUCCCGGUAUCACCUGCGAAAAAUGAAUCUGGAAAACGACCUGCGCCAGCCAAGACCGGUGAAACACCACCAGGCAAGCAAAACAAGGAGACCUGA